Vidua chalybeata is the source of this 4152-nucleotide messenger RNA. It is a transcript of the gene ITGB3, whose product is annotated as integrin subunit beta 3. Gene Ontology annotation, cellular component: focal adhesion; integrin complex; cell surface. Gene Ontology annotation, molecular function: integrin binding; fibronectin binding; fibrinogen binding. The record is from RefSeq and is a predicted model, not a curated record. Bases 125 to 2518 code for a protein of 797 amino acids. The transcript is spliced from 15 exons. Gene Ontology annotation, biological process: integrin-mediated signaling pathway; cell migration; cell adhesion mediated by integrin. NCBI's taxonomy places the organism in Eukaryota, Metazoa, Chordata, Aves, Passeriformes, Viduidae.
AGUGACGAGGCAGCAGUUUCGUCCGGCCGCCCCACUCGCCAUGUGUGUCAUUCACCCAGCCCUAUGAUUCAUCUCCUCAGCCGCUAAAAGCCUCCUGCUACUCCAGAGCCGCUGCCCAUCACUCAUGGAGGGGCUGGUCCAAGCAGUGUCCCCACUCCGAGGCUCAGAGAAGAUGGGUCAACUUUCCGUGACACUCGGGAUCCUCCUGCUCUGCGCUACCGGCGGCUGGGGGGGCAACAUCUGCACCACCCGGGGGGUGAACUCCUGCAAGCAGUGCCUGGCUGUCAGUCCCCUCUGCGCCUGGUGCUCUGCUGAGGUCUGGGCGCACUCGGCCCCUCGCUGUGACCUUCAUGCCAACCUCCUGCACAACGGCUGCGGGCAGGACCACAUCGAGUCCCCCAGCAGCAGCGUCACCAUCCUGGAGGACCGGCCCCUCAGCAACAAGGGCUCAGGGGGGUCCACCACCACCCAGAUGAGCCCCCAGAGAAUACAGCUGAACCUGCGGCCAGAUGACUCCCAGGUCUUUCAUGUCCAAGUGCGUCAAGUGGAAGAUUACCCUGUGGACAUCUACUACCUCAUGGACCUGUCUAACUCAAUGAAGGAUGAUCUGAGGAACAUCCAGAACCUGGGCACAAAACUGGCCAGUGAGAUGCGUAAGCUCACCAGCAACCUACGCAUCGGCUUUGGGGCCUUUGUGGACAAACCCAUUUCACCCUACAUGUACAUAUCUCCUCCAGAAGCCAUCAAGAACCCUUGCUAUGAGAUUGGGGAAACCUGCCUGCCCAUGUUUGGGUACAAACACGUCUUGUCACUCACGGAUGAGGUGACUCGCUUCAACGAGGAGGUGCAGAAGCAGAGCGUCUCCCGGAACCGCGAUGCACCAGAGGGUGGCUUCGAUGCCAUCAUCCAGGCCACCGUGUGCGAUGAAAAAAUUGGCUGGAGGAAUGAUGCUUCCCAUCUGCUCGUCUUCACCACGGACGCGAAGACCCACAUUGCACUGGACGGGCGGCUAGCUGGCAUCGUGCAGCCCAAUGAUGCCCAGUGCCACAUCGACAAGGAUAAUUUCUACUCUGCCACCACCACACUGGACUAUCCUUCUCUGGGCCUGAUGACUGAGAAACUCUCACAGAAGAACAUCAACUUGAUCUUUGCUGUGACAGAUAUGGUUGUUGGCCUCUACCAGAACUACAGUGAGCUGAUCCCAGGCACAACUGUGGGCACCUUGUCCAGAGACUCCAGCAACGUCCUGCAGCUCAUAGUAGACUCCUAUGGGAAAAUCCGCUCCAAAGUGGAGCUGGAGGUGCGUGACCUCCCUGAAGAGCUGUCCCUGACCUUCAAUGCCACCUGCCUCAACGACGAGGUCAUCCCUGGGCUCAAGUCAUGCAUGGGGCUCAAGAUCGGGGACACGGUGAGCUUCAGCAUCGAGGCCAAAGUGCGGGGCUGCCCCCAGGAGCAGCAGAAAUCCUUCACCAUCAAACCUGUGGGCUUCAAGGACAGCCUGACAGUGGUGGUGAACUUCGACUGCGACUGCUCCUGUGAGAGCCACGCCGAGGCCAACAGCCCGUCCUGCAGCCAUGGCAAUGGCACGCUGGAGUGCGGCGUGUGCCGCUGCAACCCUGGGCGCCUGGGCUCACACUGCGAGUGCUCGGAGGAGGAAUACAACCCCUCACAGCAGGACAACUGCAGCCCCCAGCCGGGCCAGCCCCUGUGCAGCCAGCGUGGCGAGUGCAUCUGCGGGCAGUGCGUGUGCCACAGCAGCGACUUUGGGAAGGUGACGGGCAAGUACUGCGAGUGUGACGACUUUUCCUGUGUUCGCUUCAAGGGCCAGAUGUGCUCAGGCCACGGGCAGUGCAGCUGUGGGGAUUGUCUGUGCAACUCAGACUGGACAGGAGACUACUGCAACUGCACCACGCGCACUGACACCUGCAUGUCCAGCAAUGGGCUGGUGUGCAGCGGCCAUGGCUCCUGUGUGUGCGGCCGUUGCGAGUGCACCCAGCCCGGCUCCUACGGAGACACCUGCGAGAAGUGCCCCACCUGCCCGGACGCCUGCACCAUCAAAAAGGAUUGCGUGGAGUGCAAGAAGUUUGAGCGGGGAAAGCUAGUGGAGCAGCAGUCCUGCAGCCGUAUGUGCCGUGACAAGAUUGAGACAGUGCAGGAACUGAGUGACAGGGGCAAGGAUGCCAUGAACUGCACCUAUAAGGAUGAGAAUGACUGUGUGAUGAGGUUCCAGUACUACGAGGACUCCAGUGGCAAGUCCAUCCUCUAUGUCAUUGAGGAGCCUGAUUGUCCAAAGGGGCCAGACAUCCUGGUGGUCCUGCUCUCAGUGACAGGUGCCAUCCUGCUCAUCGGCCUCACUGCCCUGCUCAUAUGGAAGCUCCUCAUCACCAUCCAUGAUCGCCGUGAGUUUGCCCAUUUCGAGGAAGAGAAGGCCAGAGCCAAGUGGGACACGACCCAUAACCCUUUAUAUAAAGAGGCCACAUCUACCUUCACCAAUAUUACGUACCGUGGGAACAUGUAGGGAUGCCACAUCCAGCACUGGCCAUGGGAUCAGCUGAUGAUCCGUGGGAUCUCCUGGAACCCAGUUUACAGAAGAGCUUGUUUGUGUCUGCCUGUGUGAACAACUGCAUGUGAUUUAACAAGUCCCUGACUGCCUCCAACCCAUAUUGUCUGUCACCCCACUGUAACUGCAGGGACGUGCUUUCCAUGGCAAACCUCAGUCCUUACCUCAGCGGGUCGCUCACAAAGCCACCGGCCCCCCAUACACUGAACACAGAGAAAUGGGAUGAUCUCUGUCAGUCUGUGAACUCUUUGCUUCUCAUCGGAAUUUCAGGAGCAGCUGCUUGAACCACAUGCUGAGCUGUGCUCUCCUCCACAGCCUGUGCUGGUGAAGCUCUGCCCGCUCGGAGUCCCCUUCUGCACUGGCCUUGGUCCCUCUGGGCACAGGGACCUUCUCCUUCAGCACAGGGCAGCUGCCAGCAGGCAGGAGCCAUCACUGGCUUUGGAGGUUCAGGACACUGUUGGAGCAGCCCAGCAGCUCUUUUCUUCUUGCAACCAUAUGUCACGGGUGCUGCUGUGACCCAGGGUGGUAAAAAGCUGUGCCCCACAUAACAUUGCCCUCCCUCGCUCCCUCCAAUGCUUUGUCAGUCUGUGAACUCUUUGCUUCUCAUCGGAAUUUCAGGAGCAGCUGCUUGAACCACAUGCUGAGCUGUGCUCUCCUCCACAGCCUGUGCUGGUGAAGCUCUGCCCGCUCGGAGUCCCCUUCUGCACUGGCCUUGGUCCCUCUGGGCACAGGGACCUUCUCCUUCAGCACAGGGCAGCUGCCAGCAGGCAGGAGCCAUCACUGGCUUUGGAGGUUCAGGACACUGUUGGAGCAGCCCAGCAGCUCUUUUCUUCUUGCAACCAUAUGUCACGGGUGCUGCUGUGACCCAGGGUGGUAAAAAGAUGUGCCCCACAUAACAUUGCCCUCCCUCGCUCCCUCCAAUGCAUUCAGUCUAUACCACCUGCCAAUUCCAUGUAGGAUUAGCUGUGCUGCUACCAGCUGCAACCUGGCUCAGCCCCUGGGAUGGUGCUGAGUUCCUCCUGUCUGCCUCCACUGUCCCCAUGCCACAGCACACAUGGAUGUGCAAGCAGCUGCUUCAGGAUGGUCAUGACACCUGAUAUCCCUUGAGCCUGGCCACCUCUCUCCCCUUACUGUGUUUUUUGAACUUAACUGCACCAUCCCUGGACUUCUGUGUGGCUCAGGGUUCCAGAAGAGCAGGCAGGGGUCAGGCUAUGUCCUGCUGCCUAGAGCUGUGUGUCACCCGUGGAGGAAAACAAAGAGCUGUCCCAGAGGCAGUGCUGGGCUGGACCAGUGUUGCUGCCUGGUCCCUGCCCUGCCAGAGCACAUGGCUCAAUUCCCCUCAAUUGCCUCAAAAAGCAACAGUGACCUUGUUCCCAUCCUGAGGUUGUCUGUCCUCCCAACGUCCCCGGCAGUGUGUUGGCUGAGCUGGUGGUGACCCUGUGUCCCUGUUCCCUGGCUGGCCUGUCCCAGCAGUGUGGGAGCAGGGGCAGCAGUUGGUGCUGGGUGGGCUCUGGGGCUGAGCCCUUGAGGGGGGCCAGGGAUGGAUGGGCAACACCAGAGUGCCAGUGAUUCACAUCACAAAAAUAAAAAUA